AUGUUGCAGGGCCCACCAAAUCCAGCCGAAGCCGAACAGAACAUCCAUCAACAUAUGCAGAAUCUGCUUGUCUCUAGCCGUCAAGGACAUUUGGCACGAUUACCAAGCACAAGCUAUCGUGCUGAUGGACAAAUUAGUGAAGCUUAUUGGUUUGGAGGUAAGCUUUGAGG
Strongylus vulgaris is the source of this 170-nucleotide messenger RNA. The record is from the annotation of a GenBank genome assembly. Lineage: Eukaryota; Metazoa; Nematoda; Chromadorea; Rhabditida; Strongylidae.